This is a messenger RNA of Aedes aegypti (yellow fever mosquito), 3080 nucleotides long. RefSeq lists its product as uncharacterized. The coding region runs from base 509 to 2566 and encodes 685 amino acids. The transcript has 7 exons. The record is from RefSeq and is a predicted model, not a curated record. Gene Ontology annotation, molecular function: DNA-binding transcription factor activity; cis-regulatory region sequence-specific DNA binding. Lineage: Eukaryota; Metazoa; Arthropoda; Insecta; Diptera; Culicidae. Gene Ontology annotation, cellular component: nucleus. Gene Ontology annotation, biological process: regulation of DNA-templated transcription.
AGUCUUGUACAGACACUCGCCAGUUGUGGUUGGACCUGGCUCUGGGAAUUUUGAGGUCCUUGGAUCGGGUCCUCUGUAGGAAAACCUAGUUCUAAGCUUAAGUGGAUUUUGGUGGAAAGUUUAGGAUUUCUCAAGUGCCAUGUGAGGGAUUGUAGUUAUUUUUAAAGAUACAAUGUGAACUUUUAAGUAGUUUAUCGAACUCUAUUGGAAGAUGUAGUCUUAGUAGAUUUUCUAGUCUGAAUCAGUUCGUCGGCCAUUUUGAAUUCAGGCCAAGACGGUGGAAAAUUUCUUAUCGCGACAUCGAGCCUGGAAGGACGACGUAGAAAGGGAGAAAUCAAACAUGGUGGCCGAAUCGAAAAGUGGGCUUGUGGUGCAAUCAUAGGAAGCGAGGUGCAAUUCGAUUGAAAGUGAUUUGCGACGGGAUCCAAGACACCUGGGAUGGUAAAGUUAAAUCGAAACGUCAAAGUGUUGAAUAAUAAAUAGGAGUGCAAGUGUUCUAAAGAUCAAAAUGAGUCGUUCUUCGCCCCCUUUCACGGUAGUGACCAGUGCUAGUGCAAGUGGUUCGGUAAUGGUUCCCCUCGAACAGUACGAAACGGAUCAAACUGACCAGAUCUCGGCAAUGCGUCAGCUCAAGCGGAAACACAGUGAAGAGCGCUUCCAGGCGUAUCAUUAUCAAGACCAAGGUCAUUCGAUUCACAAGGUUCGCAAGGAUAAUCACCUGCAGUUGCAAGACGUGGAUCAUUUCCAUGGGUUUGGACAGGCGUUCCAUGGUCCGACUCCGGAGUUUCAAGUAAUUGCCGCAAGUGACGGUAAUAAUAAUCAGAAUCACAUCCACCAAGAACAACAGCAACUUGGUUACAUCUAUGAAGUGUCCGGAAGUGCAAGCGUUCCAGCAAUUCCGGUUCCGGAAUCGCAAAUGAUCGCCCAGGAAAUUCCCACUUCCAGCAAUGGGAUUGUGCUGACCGAUAUCAGUUCGUCCACGUGGACCAGCACCCAAGAGUUGCUGGACUUGGAUCGGAAGCCGACCCUGACUAUCCAAACCGAUAGUCACCACGCGUUUCCGAUAGUUAGCGCCGAUCAUCAUCAUCAUCAACAACUCCAGCAGGACCUGCUCAAUCACCAUAAUCAUCACCACCAUCACCAACCUCAUCAUCAUCAUCAGCAGCAGCAACUUCAGCACCAACAGCAGGGUAAUUUCCACGUUCAUCAAGCGGUUCACCCUCAGUGUGGGAGUAAUCACACGAAAACGCAAGAACUGACGAUCGUUACGUCCAGCAGCUGUGGCAGGACUUCGACGGCUGCUUCAGUCGCUGGAGUUGGCGCGGGGAAUGUUAGACGAGUACAACCACCAGUCACCCCUGAAGCGCCAGAAGACAUAGAGGACAAGAAUCUAUCCUGGUUGUUCAACUUCAAGCUGGAAGAUCUUCCUCAUCUGUCACCGGAAGCCAAACGCAAGCAAGCACCGAAAAAUGGCACCGGUCCGUCAUCGGGAGGUCCAACGGCCACCUCUACAUCAACUUCAACAACGGCCCUCGGAGUUCAUUUGGAAUCCGACUCGGGCCUGGAUCAAACCACGGCCAUCGAAGAAGACGACAUGAACGUGGCGGAAAACGUUACUAUCGAAAACAGUGCUGCUGCUGCAUCGGCCGCCACUGCUAAAGUGACGAAAAAGCCGCCGUUCACCUAUACCGAACUCAUCGAGUAUGCCCUGGAAGAUAAAGGAGAACUCACGGUUUCCGGCAUCUACCAAUGGAUUUCAGACCAUUUUCCGUUCUACAAAUCGAAUGAUGAUCGGUGGAAGAACUCGGUUCGUCAUAACCUCUCGAUCAACCCACAUUUCCGGAAAGGUAAUAAGGCACCGCAAGGAGCAGGCCACCUGUGGACCAUCUCCAGCAGGGAUUCCGAAGCAAAUUUCCUAGCAUGGGAGCAUAAACGCCAACGAUUAGAGUUGUUCUUCAAGAUGGAAGCAGCAAAUGCCAAAACCCAGAAAGAUCCUCCACCAGGAUCACCGACUUCGGAGGAAAUAGCUGCGGCAACUGCCAGUUUAGCGCAGUACGAGCCACACUCUCCCGGUCAGGUACCCGUUAAUGAGUCCUUAGAUUACCGCCACGCGCAGCCGGGCUCAUCCGGACAGAGUCUACAGCCACCCCUGGGCGCCCAACAGCCAAUGUAUGCCAAUAUCCCGAACAAUCAAUUUGAGGUCGUUCAAGGUGAGGAACUGAAACGAUCAGCCGGUGAAAUUCUGAACGGCGUUCGACGAAACGUCGAGGUUCAGAUUGUCCAUCCGAUCAAUUCAAACAACUUCCAGGCGUAUGCAUUGCUUGAUUCCGACUACUAUCUAGCGGACUAUUUGAAUCCUGUUUCAAAGGAGGAAAUAGUUCAGGAGUGCGGACUUCGAUCGGCUACAGGUCACCGUUCCGACGCCGUGCCGCCAACAGACUACUACAUCACCACGAUCGAUCCUAUCGAACUGGGCAUCAACAUGAGCUCCAGCCAGGACGAGGACCAAAUCCUGUUUGAGGACGAUUUCAAUCUCAACUAUUUCGGAAACAACAUUAUGACUUGACGACGUGCUGUCGGUUCUAGCACCAGCAAUGUCCUUCCGGCAAUUGUCCAACAAUGUGGAGAAGAAGCGGCUCCCCAUGAAGUUGUAACAGUCGAAGGCUCGGGGUUUGUCAACAUUGUCGAGCACGGUUUGGACAAGUCAGGAAAUCACGUUUGAACAAAAGUUACAGUGAGAAGUGUGCGUGAAGUGCAACCGAUUUCUAGUCCGUGUGAUUGUAUUCCGUUCAGAUUUUGUUGCGUUCAGUUUGCGUUAGUAAUAUUUUUUUAUAUAUAAAAUUAGAGGAUAAUCAUAGUUGUACAUUGAAUACCAACUUCUAAUCAUGUAAAUAGUGUUAGCUGGUCACGUGCGUUGGCACCGCAAAUAACAGUUCUAGUCAAUGGAUACGAGUCGUAGUCUCGUUUCUGUGGAUGCGUGAAGAAUAUGCGCAUCGUCGGGAAACGGGAUCGAUAAGAAAUGUGCAAAAUCUAUGUACAAAUUACAACUCAAUAAAUAUAUAAUCAUGAUCAUCUUGUAA